AUGGAGAGCAUUCUCCUUCUAGUGAAUAGCAUUAAUGAUUUGUGGAAGUUUCCCAGCUCUAUGUCCAUGAUAGUGGACAUGAGCUUUGCCUUUUUGUGUGGGGUGGGUCUCUUUUACCUACUCAUCCCAUUCUCGAAGGAUUAUCCAGAGUCACCACCAUCUGAGAGAGAAAGGAACAUCCCAAAGGUUUUGAAGAGGGGGCAUAGCAAGCCCAGGAAGAAAACUACUACUGCAAAAUGCUUCAGAAACAGCCAAAGGAAUGUUCAGGUUACCCAGAAUGCAUCUGGACCUAUGGAAAGGCCUAUCCAGCAUCCUUUACUGCACUCCUCUCUGGGACCCUUUUGGUACUCUAAAGAGAAACUGAAUCAGCUUUCCCUCCCUCAGCUGUUUUCUUACCUCAAGGUCUUAGAAGUUCUUAUUCAGCAGAAAUUUAACCAAAUUAUAUGGGGCAUAUCCACUGUGCUCUCUGAGUCAGUUGUGGCUACUGCCUGGGUCUCCAAGAAAUCCUCAGGAGGACGAAAAUCUGUGAGGUUUAGUGAACCAAGUGACUCCACUGAAGAUUUAUCUCUGACUCAAGAACCUCCAAAACUUUGCCAGGACCAGUCAUUGCCGAACCAACGUGUGACACCACGCUUGGUAGGUGUGACAGGGGUCCAAGAACUCAAAAACCUCCCAAGCUCUGUAACAAACCAAACACCUUCUUCAUUCCAGAGAAGGGCCCGUAGAAGAACAUGUCCCACAACUGAGGUAGGAAUACAGGUAUCCCUUCCAAAUGUAAAUGAGCUCUGUCAACAGGAACUACAUUGGAACGACAUUGCAGACUGUAAUGUCCAAAAAUCUCAAACAGACAUUAGCCAGCCCAAUGACAACAUGUUCAGAGGCACCCUGCCCACUAAAACUAUCAGGUCAGCCUCCAUCCUUCCUGAGCAUUAUCAAAUGGUCUACCAUCAUGAGGAGCCACAGCAUGAAGGGAAGGCAAUUAAUGGGGGAGAACAACAAGGAGCCCAUGUCAGAGUCUUCCCAUCUAGUGAACUGACAGAGCUUCAGGGAGAUUCCCAACCAAACAGUGAUGGUUAUUGCAAGAACCUGCCUGAACUCAACCAGCCUGCCCAGCCAUCUAUGCUCAUCUCCAAAAGUUACGAGUGCAGCCAGAUGGCAGGAUCCAUGCCCACAGUAGUUCCCUUAAAGAAGGCUAUAGCUAAGUCUGAUAUUCUUAAAAAGAGUCUCAGGGUUGGGGCCAAAGAUCUGCUUUGCACUUCAGGCAGCACCUCUGGGAAGGGUCUGGAACCCAGGAACCCUGCUCUGAAGACGGAUGAGCUGCUCUCUAUAAAUACUAGCCAGGACCUCUCCUUCCUUGAUCCAAAUACUAAAAUGAAGCUGGAAUCAAACAUCACACACCAUUUUGUGAUUCACAAAGGGAGAUUACCAUGUGCUUCCAAGGCUGAAUACUACUCCAAGGCUGCCAUGAUACUAGAAAAAUUGCAUCACCAAGAUCCAGGAGGGAUAAAGGUAGAAACUGUAUCAUCUGGCAGGCUGCGAAAUCCUCUGUUUGAACACUCAUCUUCAGAAGUUAAGGAAACCCAAAGAGCCCCUCCAUCUGCUGCCAGCCAUGAGCUCUCAAGGUACCAUCCAUAUCAACUGCAGAGAAGCCACAGUGUUCAGCCUCGUGCUUUCUUCUUCCCAGUAAAACCAAAGGAGAGCAGGACUAUUCGAGGAACUGGAAAAGGCAUCCUGCAAUCAUAUACUGGCCCAGGAAUGGCCAAGUAUGUACCCUGGAAUCAGUCUGAGGAUGUGGCCUCAGAACAUCCAUGUUUUAGUGUAACAACUGUGGGCCCUGAAGACAAGGUCCUACCUUCAGUGGCCAAACAAACCUACACAUUGGACGUAAAAGAAGAACCACCUUAUGUAUGGAGGGUGAGUCUGGGAAUCAAUGAGAUUCCCAAUGGACAAGCCACUGAUAUCACUCUCAAGGGCUUUGAGUCUGCAGAGGCCAAAAGAAGCCAAGGCCAUCUCCAAACAUCUAACCCUCAAAACUCAGGGGACUUGGCUCUAAAAAUAAAAGAAUAUAAUAAUAUUGACUUAAAAUCAAAUGAGCAGCCACAGUCCUGGCCUAUGAGUCAUCAUCCACAUGGCCCCAAUACAGUUCACACUGCCAUGGUCAGCUUGCCUUCACAAAACUCACUGCCUAACUUCCAGAAUGGAUGCCAAAACCCCAUGACUUCACAAGAUUUAGGUGAUCUCAUGAGUGUGGAUAAUUGGGAGUUCAGAGACCACAGAGAUAAGAUCGAAGCAAAGAAUGACAAUAUAUUUCAUCCCCCUGAAGUAACACCUAUUUUGAAAUCUGACAUAAGCCAGGGAGAAAUGCUUGAGAAAGUAAGGCCUUCGAUCCCAAGCUCCACUAAGCUCGAGGAUACAGCCAAGACUGAGAGUCAGUACUCCCUUAAUGUAAUAGGAAAAAGAAACACUCCUUCUAAAAGCUCCUUGAAAACUAUCUCAUGGAAUGCUGCACAAAAUGAAGACCUGUGCACAAAAUACAAGGGGCAGGGGGAUUCUUUGAGGAAUGAAAGCCCCCCACAAGUUACUGAGCUACAGGAGGUAGUAGAUAGAGAAAAUCUCAUCUAUAAUACAGCAGUUGAACUACAAUCCCUCAUCAAUGUUCUGCUCCAGAACCUGGAAAAUAAUCCAGAUGACCCACCAAAAACCACCAGAAAUCGGUUGACCAAGGUACAAGAAUAUAAUGUAGAUUCAUCGAGAUUCCAGCUGGGUGAUUCCACCUACUCUUCUGAGGGAUCCUAUGAUCCAAACCAUAGCAGACCAGCAAGAGUAAGGAGUGGCCACGCCAGCCCUGAAGAGCACAAUCACUCUAUCGCAGUCAGAAUUGGAGACAAAGCACAGUCAGGCGUUCAUCCCCAGAGUGUCUGUGACCAACAUCUGAACAAAGCAAAGAGAGGAAUGGGCUUUGAUCAGUACUCCACUCCCAUGAGAAAUGACCAUCCAAGUUGUUACGGGAGAGUUGGAGACAAGCAGGAGUCAGGACUUGCUGAACAGAGAGCUGGUGAUGCAGGUCAAAGUGGAACAGAAACUGAAAUGGGAAGCUCUUCACAUGGAAGCCCCAAGGCGCACAACUGUUCAUUCAAAUACACAGAAAUUAGAGACAAACAUGAGCCAAGUGUUGACCAUAAAGAUUUUGACCCGCAUAAAAAUAUAAAGAAAGGAGUAGGCCAUGGUCAACUUACGAGUCCCAGAGAGGACAUCAAGGACAGAGGAAUUGGAGGCCAGGAGCAGUCGUCUGGUACUGCCCAGGAAGCUUCUGACCCAGAUGAAAUUAGAAUAAAGAGUGGAAAGGAACGUUCUCCACAUAGAAGCCCCAAGAUGCGUAAACAUUCACAAAGAUACAGAGAAAUUAGAGACAAAUCACAUCCCAUUGUUAAUUCCCAAAAAGUCUGUGACCAACAUUCCAAAAGCCUGAAGAAAAGAAUGGCCUUUGAAAGCCUCCUCACUCCCAAGGGAUACAACUAUUCAUGUUGGCACAGGGUAACUGGAGACAAACAGCAGUUAGGGCUUGCUGACCAGAGAGCCUGUGACUCAGAUCAAAGUACAAGAAGUGAAAUGGGCCCCUAUCCACAUAGGAGUCCCAAGUGGCACAGACACAGAGAAAUUGGAGAAAAAACACUGUCGUAUGUUAAUGCCCAGAGAACCCGUGACCAACUUUCAAGCAGUGUGAAGAGAAGAGGCUUUGGCCACCUCCCCAUUUGCAAGGGGAACAAUCAUACACACAGUUACAGAGUAAUUGAAAACAGGCAGCAGUCAGAUAUUGCUGACCAGAGAGCCUAUGAUCCAGGUCAAAUUAAAAAGAGUAGAAUAGCUGGCUAUCAACAUAAAUGCCCUGAGGGGUACAACUUUUUAUUGAGAUAUGGAAUACUUGAAAACUAUCAAGAGCCAGACAUUGACCUUAGAGCCUGUGACCCACAUAAAAAUACAAAAGAAGGAAUGAGACGUGGUCAACCUAUGAGUCCUAAAGUGAUCCAUUCAGUUAAGGACAGGAGAUCUGGAAGCCAGGACCAGUCAGGUGUUGUUGCCCAGGGAGCCUCUGACCAGAGGCAGACCUUACCAGUAGUGGCCAACAUGUAG
Grammomys surdaster is the source of this 4131-nucleotide messenger RNA. Its product is annotated as spermatogenesis-associated protein 31A6-like. Lineage: Eukaryota; Metazoa; Chordata; Mammalia; Rodentia; Muridae. The record is from RefSeq and is a predicted model, not a curated record.